AUGGAUUGGCUGGGACCACUAGAAGGGGCUGUUUUUGCUGAUUAUGGAACUGAUCUUGGAUCAGCCCUACUAUGUAAUGAUUUGUUGCUUACAUCAGGUGAUCCAGCUGGGGCAAGGCUAAAACCUGGAAGUGGAUAUGGAUAUGGAUUUGGCAUACGUGUGGACUCUCCUUUGGGGCCUCUGCGUCUAGAAUAUGCUUUCAAUGACCAUAAAGCUGGAGGUUUCACUUUGGGGUUGGCCUUCGGAACUAGGCAAGUUCUCUUUACAUCCACUUGUUCGCGUUGA
Thlaspi arvense is the source of this 285-nucleotide messenger RNA. The record is from the annotation of a GenBank genome assembly. Lineage: Eukaryota; Viridiplantae; Streptophyta; Magnoliopsida; Brassicales; Brassicaceae.